Molecule: messenger RNA, 1462 nt
Organism: Anguilla rostrata (American eel)
Lineage: Eukaryota; Metazoa; Chordata; Actinopteri; Anguilliformes; Anguillidae
Gene: snrnp48
Product: small nuclear ribonucleoprotein 48 (U11/U12)
Exons: 9
Coding region: 128-1135 (335 amino acids)
Source: RefSeq, a predicted model, not a curated record
UCGUUUACGUACUUCCGCUUUACCUCCUCCUCGGCGGUCGGAAAGAACAUAGAAAAGGAUUAUAUAGUUUUGUUAUUGUGUACCGUCAUUUUGUCCAUUUUACAUUUGUGCUCAGUUGAUUCUCACGAUGUGUGACUUGCCGGUGAGUAGCGAAGCGGCAGAUUCACUUAAUGUUCGGUUGCAGAGUCUCCAGGAGUUGACGGAAUGCACAGAAAAGUGUCAGAAGCAGCUGGACGGAUUGUUUGAGGCUUUCGGGUGGAGUAAUGAGAUGAACGUAAACUCAAUUCAGCAGGAUUCCUUGGAAGUGUGUCCGUAUGACCGCAACCACCGUGUCCCGCAGAAGAGCAUCGAGAGGCACAAAGCGGCCUGCAGACUAAGCAAGAUGGGCUACUCCCGAGAAGAGCAGGCAGGGAUGUAUGACCCUACCAUUUGUUAUGAACAAACCAAAGUUCAUUCCUUGGUUAUUGACAAAGCUACACAGGAACAGAUCAUUCUUAAGGGGAAGGCAUCUGCACCUAUUGGAAGAACAGAAGGACUGUACUGCCAAAGUGAAUAUUCUUCGGACCCUCCUGAUGUUCCUCAGAACCACAAGCGAUCGAUCUGUGACCUCACCGUGGCAGACCGAUUGGCUCUGUACGACCAUGUGAUCAGGGAGGCAAACCAGCAGAGGGCCCCAGCAAAGCCAGUGGAGAAUGAUGACCUCUAUGUUGAUUUGGUGGCCAAGCUCAAAAAAGAUGAGGAACAGAAUGGCCCAAAGUCUCACCUGGAGGUUCUGGCGGAGAUGAGAGACUACAAGAGACGUCGACAGUCCUACAGAGCCAAGAAUGUCCACAUCACCAAAAAGACUUACACUGAGGUGAUCCGGGAAGUGAUCGAUGUUCACUCUGGUGAGCUGGCGCGAUUGUGGGAGGAAGACGAGGCAUUCAGAACAUCCAGACACUCCUCUCACAGGAGGAGGUCUGAGGAGCGGCGCUCGGUCUCGGUGGAGUCGCGGAGCUCUCUCUCCAGCUCCCGCCGCAGGCGCCGCCGCAGCCGCGAGCGGAGCCAGGACAGGGACCGGGACGACAGGAAGCAGAGAGAUUUGCACUCGACAGAGGAGAGGCACCAUGAGCGAAAGAAAAGAAAGAGGACUUAACAACUGUAUCUGGGUAGCCGUACAUGUGAUCUUUAUUCCUGAAGUUGAGCUGAGGGACUUGGAGCCAUGGAUUGUGAAAGGUGAUGACUCAUUUGAUCAUUAGUCUUAUCAACAUUGUAAAGGAGAAAAAGCACACAAAGUUAAUGUUCUAACGCCAAGUCCAGUGCAUUAGUGUGCCGUUUACUUGACAGGAGACCUGCAAUAUGUGUUUUUCCCCAUUCUAGGAAAUCCUUCAAAUGCUUUUAAAAAAUGUAUUAGUUGGUGUUUACUUCUGUAAUUUAAACAGAACCGUGCUGUUUGCAAAGAAAUAAAUUCAGAAAUUAUUAA